GAGAUGGGAUAGUAGUUUCUUCUUUGUCCAGCAAUGAAAUUAUCACAAGCCGCUGUUAGAGCUUUUCAGUUCAGUUCUAUUACAGAAAGUUUGGUCUCAAUCUGCACCAUGGAUCACGGAAUCGGUGUGGCCGGUAGAGGUCUACAGAGGAUGCUCGGAUUCUGUUAGGCUGUCAAGUGUGAAACUCGUGGUAUCUUUUGCUCUGGCUGCGUGUGGAAGGCUAAUUUUCGGCUGUGCCGUUGAUCCAAAAUUAGGUGAAAGGCCGGGUGUCCAAGUCUUUGCUAUUAUUGGCUUGGCUCUGUUCGAUGGACGGCUGUUGUUGAAACAUGGAUUUCCACUUCUUUUUGUCUAUAAUUAAGUAAUAAUAGAUCAAAUAAAGCAUGAUCUAUUCUCUCCUCGUAGUACGUAUAAAAGCAAGGCAUAUCUCUCUGCCAUGGGGGUUGGUUGUUGGAAGAAGCAACCACUAGCUUCGUUGGAGAUCCAUCAAAGGAACUAACGAGGCUAGAGGUUGGUUCUUCUAGCAAGUUCAAAGGGCCGAAAGUGUGUGACAUCUCCGGUCAUUUCUUAGCACAUACCCAGCCGUAUUCCAGCAUUUAGUACUUCGGUUGAUGGCCUCGCCUGCAGCAGCAGCAGCAGCAGAAGCAGAGUUCACCCGGGAAACUGCUCGCCGGUCACUGAUCGCAAUUUCUCAGUCCCUCCCUGAGACAUCGCUCCUGAACCCCAAGGUCAACCCACCAAGCACCACCCCUGGAGCAAACGGAUAUCGUGACGAUGGGGCAGCGAAGUGCAGAUCGAAUCUGAUCUCGAUCUCGUACCCGUCAACUCUUGAUGCCAUAUGCACACCGUGCCCCCCGAAGAACACUGCAACUGUGUGAUCACUGACGCCUAAGCAUGCAUACAUAAGUGUGUUUUUUUUCUUCUUCUGAAGUUCUUCACCCUUCAUGCUGUCUUGGUCUAGGGGUGGAAGGGAUGUACUCCAGUGCUUGUGUUUCAUAUGUUUAAACUGAAAUAUUUGGGAAGGAAAUGGAGACAAUUGUACA
This is a messenger RNA of Hordeum vulgare subsp. vulgare (domesticated barley), 1040 nucleotides long. RefSeq lists its product as uncharacterized. Lineage: Eukaryota; Viridiplantae; Streptophyta; Magnoliopsida; Poales; Poaceae. The transcript has 2 exons. The record is from RefSeq and is a predicted model, not a curated record. Bases 609 to 875 code for a protein of 88 amino acids.